Messenger RNA from Anopheles nili, 915 nucleotides. Its product is annotated as ecdysone receptor-like. The transcript has 3 exons. NCBI's taxonomy places the organism in Eukaryota, Metazoa, Arthropoda, Insecta, Diptera, Culicidae. The coding region runs from base 1 to 915 and encodes 304 amino acids. The record is from RefSeq and is a predicted model, not a curated record.
AUGUACCGUGUAAACAUCGUCAGCGCCAAUCCGACCGUGUCAGCGAGCAGUAGUAGCAGCAGCAGCAGCAGCAGUAGCAGUAUCAGCGGCAGUAGUAGCACCGGUGGCAGCAUCAGCACCGUGACCGGAACAAACGUGAUACUUCAGCAAGCGCCCCAGAUCCUUGGCCUCACCGGUGGAGGCGCGAUCCUGGCCGGACAGCCGGGUACCACCACGUUGCCCAUCGGUACGAUAGUCAGCAUUCAGCAGUCGCCACAGCCGCUCCAGCAGCAGCAACAGCAGCAGCAAAGCCAAACAGCGGCCCCUACGACCGCGACGAUAAUCGGCUUGAGCGCGAGCACGCUCAGCGCUCUGAAUGCGGCCACGGCAACGGCGAUCGGUGCGGGUGGGGCCACGAUAGCGAGCGGCGGGGCGACGAUCACACCGGUCGCGGCCGGAACCAGUGGUGGGGCGACGGUCGUCGCCAACCAGCUGCUGAAGGUGGCCGCCGGCAAUAACAACAGCAUCAGCAUCCUGAAGAUCGGUGAUGACAUCAUGCUGAAGGCGGUCAAAGUGGAACCGCUGCCCAACGAUACGGGUGGCGGUGGGGGUGGUGGAAGCAGUGGUUCUGUGGUUGCCACGACCGGAAGUAGUGCGAAUGUCACUGCCAACACUGUCACUGUGACGACGAUACCACCGGCAAAUGGCGGCGGGCACGUUGUCUUUGGUGGCAAACGAAGGCACGAAAGCAACGAAGAAUGGAUAUCUUCACCUAGUCCUGGCAGCGUGCAAGGAUCAGCACCGCCACUCAGCCCUUCACCGGGUUCGCAGAGUCACACCUACACAACCACCAUGUCGAAUGGUUACUCCUCGCCGAUGUCCACUGGCAGCUACGAUCCGUACAGUCCAAACGGAAAAAUGGUGAUCGGUAGAUGA